Plasmodium relictum is the source of this 357-nucleotide messenger RNA. RefSeq names its product U6 snRNA-associated Sm-like protein LSm4, putative (gene LSM4). The transcript is spliced from 4 exons. The coding region runs from base 1 to 357 and encodes 118 amino acids. NCBI's taxonomy places the organism in Eukaryota, Apicomplexa, Aconoidasida, Haemosporida, Plasmodiidae. Gene Ontology annotation, molecular function: U6 snRNA binding. The record is from RefSeq and is a predicted model, not a curated record. Gene Ontology annotation, biological process: nuclear-transcribed mRNA catabolic process; spliceosomal snRNP assembly; P-body assembly. Gene Ontology annotation, cellular component: U6 snRNP; spliceosomal tri-snRNP complex; P-body.
AUGGUGUUUCCUUUAACAUUAUUAAAAUGUUCUCAGAAUCAACCAGUGAUGGUUGAAUUAAAAAAUGGUGAAACUUAUAGUGGAUUUUUGGUAUUUUGCGAUCGUUUUAUGAAUUUACAUAUGAAAAAUAUAAUAUGCACAUCAAAAGAUGGAGAUAAAUUUUGGAAAAUUUCAGAAUGCUAUGUGAGAGGAAAUAGUAUAAAAUAUAUUCGAGUUCAAGAUGAAGCAAUAGAUCAAGCCAUUGAAGAGACAACUGAGCAAAAAGUAAGAAAUAUAGGAAGGGGUAGAGGUAGAGGCAGAGGUACGGAUAAUAGAGGUGGAAGAGGAAGAGCAAUAAGAAGAGGGAGAGGUUUCUAA